Galleria mellonella (greater wax moth) is the source of this 3783-nucleotide messenger RNA. Its product is annotated as ribosome biogenesis protein SPATA5. The transcript is spliced from 2 exons. Lineage: Eukaryota; Metazoa; Arthropoda; Insecta; Lepidoptera; Pyralidae. Bases 127 to 2367 code for a protein of 746 amino acids. The record is from RefSeq and is a predicted model, not a curated record. Gene Ontology annotation, cellular component: cytoplasm. Gene Ontology annotation, molecular function: ATP binding; ATP hydrolysis activity.
UAUUGACAAUUUUGACAUUUCAUACUAACCUAUAGAAAUAUUACCAUACAUAUAAACAAAACGCUUACAUCUUAUAAUUUAUAUUUGUGAUUUUUAUAAACUAUUUAUGAUACCUAUUAAGUAAAUAUGCCACCGAAACAAGUAAAGAAAACCUUGUGGGUUGACUGUGAACGUUGUGGAUGUUGCAUAACCUCAAACGACAAAAACGCGCAUGUAAAUUUAAAUUGCGAAAAAGAUCAAUUAAAAUGUCCAUAUAUAGAAGAAAAAAAGUUACACUCGUGGCUAGUAAGAGGCGGGCCUCUACAGGAGGGUGUGCCGAGGAGUUCUGUAAUGAUACACCCUUCGGCUGGUUCAUUGAUUGGUGCUGUAAUUGGUGGCGCUCUCCAGCUCAGCAGGGAGGGCGCGCCGACCCUCGUGAAGCGGAUGUGGCCGUCUAAGACUGCAGCUCCGGCUGCUGUUAUUUUACCAGCUGCAGAUUUAACUGGUGCUUGGUGUAGUGAUAGCAAAAAAGUCACUGUUUCAGUUGUAGAGGGGACAAUUCCUGAAGCAACACGAGUUGUAAUUAAAAUCAAGAAUUAUAAAUUAGAAACUGACAUUUGUGAUAUUUUAAAACAACAUUUUCUCAAUAAUUUUGUUAGUAUUGGUACUGUUUUGGUUUAUUAUUACUUUGGUAAGAAAUUAGAGAUUGAAGUGAUUGAUGUAAGAUCUGAGAAAGUGGACGGAAUGAAUGAGACAUGGUGUACUUUAUGUGAAAGUACUGUGUGGACUAUAGAGAAAGAUGCCACUCAAAAGGUUAAAAAGAAACCAGUAUCUUUAGGAGGUGUAAAUGAUAUUUUAGACGAAAUACAAACAUUUGUGAAUAUUUCAUUUAACAAAGACGGCUUGACUGCCAACUUCCAACCCACAAGAGGUUUGCUCAUACAUGGUCACUCUGGAAUAGGGAAAACUGCAAUUUGUAAAUAUUUAAUAGACAAUUUGAAUUGCUAUCACAUUGAAGUUAAUGGUCCCAGUAUAUUCAGUAAAUACUUUGGUGAAACAGAAGCCACAAUGAAAGGAUUAUUUACAAAGGCCAUAGAAAAUGAGCCUAGUAUAAUUUUAGUAGAUGAAAUCGAAACUAUAUGCCCUAGAAGAUCUUCAGGUAGUACAGAGCAGGAGAGAAGAAUUACAUCAGCCUUUGUAGCCCUCCUUGACAGUUUGCACGAAGAAAACAAUAGGGUCUUUGUUCUAGCAACCACUAGAAAACCUGAUGCUAUAGAUCCAAUGUUGAGGAGAUUUGGAAGAUUAGAUAAAGAAAUAGAAGUACCCAUACCAGACAGAAUUAGAAGAAAAGAGAUUCUAUAUAGUUUAUUGAAGAAUCUUCCCAAUAGAAUUUCUUCACAGGAUAUAGAUGCUAUAGCAGAUUUAGCACAUGGCUAUGUUGCAGCAGAUCUCGUAAACCUUUGCACCCAAGCAUCAAUGAAGUGUAUAAAACAAUCUCGUGAUGCCAUUGAACAUGAAGACUUAAUGGCCGCAUUAACUGUAGUCCGACCUAGUGCUAUGAGAGAACUGUUAAUAGAAAUCCCUAAUGUCAGAUGGUCAGAUAUUGGUGGUAUGGAUAACUUGAAGUUGAAACUCCGCCAAGCUGUCGAAUGGCCUCUUAAACACUCCGCUAGUUUCAAACGGUUAGGCGUAAAGCCUCUAAGUGGCGUGCUGCUCUAUGGCCCUCCUGGCUGCUCCAAAACCAUGAUAGCCAAAGCACUAGCUACUGAAAGCGGUCUUAAUUUCUUGUCAAUCAAAGGCCCUGAAUUAUUUUCAAAGUGGGUAGGCGAGUCUGAACGUGCUGUUCGAGACUUGUUUACAAAAGCUCGUCAAGUAGCACCAUCAAUUAUAUUCUUCGAUGAGAUGGAUGCGAUCGGCGGGGAGAGAGGGGUGGGGGAAGCUGGGGUCCACGAGCGUGUAUUGGCGCAACUUUUAACAGAAUUGGAUGGGGUUGUACCUCUAAAUUCAGUAACAAUAUUGGCAGCUACAAACCGUCCUGAUAAAAUGGAUCGCGCAUUAUUGAGACCUGGUCGUCUGGAUAGACUGAUAUAUGUUCCUUUACCAGAUUAUGAAACACGAUUGCAGAUUUUAGAAUUGAAGCUUGCUACAAUGAGUACAAGUGAAGAUGUGAAUCCACACAAUCUGGCAACAGUUACCGAUGGUUUCUCAGGUGCUGAGUUGCAGGCUGUAUGUCACGAGGCCGCUUUGCAAGCUUUAGAAAAAGAUCUAGAUUGCCGAGCUGUUACAAUGGAGCAUUUUUUUAGUGUUUUGAGAGAGUUUAGCCCAAGAACACCAAAGUCACUAUUGAAAGUUUACGAAGAAUUUGCUUUGGGACAGAAAUCUGGAUAACACAUUUUUUUAUCACACAAGUAAGUAUAUUUACUCGUAUAAGAUACUCUACUGUCACAUAUUAUAGUAAUAUUUAUUUAACAAUUAAUUAACUACUCAUGCAUUUUGAAUUUAUAAUUGUAUAGUUUAACAAUAUCUUGUACAGUUUAAAAAAUAACCGAAUCAGAUAAAUUUUUUGUUUCUACCCUGUAUACCCUACAUUUUAAACCGAUUCCUAUUUACAUUAAAAUGUACAUAAUAAUACAUAUAAUUGACAAUGUAAUAUAAUAUAUUCUAACUACAAUUAUUGUACGUAUGUUGUUUAUAUAAAGAAAAGUGCCUUGUAUUUUAUUUCAUAGUUUAUUCAAUUGUAAGAAAUCUUAAACUCUAAUAAUGUAUAUAAAUUAACUAUUCUAGUCUUUAUUUUUUUAAAUACACAUGUAACUAAAACAGGUUUUGCACACGAUCAGGAAAUAUCAAACCGAUACAGUCACAAUGAUUAUAUGAAAUUAAAACAAUCCUAUACAAAAAAAAAUGGGCAGCAUGGCAUUUUGUAGAUUAUAAAAUACAGCUGGUGGGGUGUUGGUAACAAAACUGUGUAUUAUUAAUUAAUAUUGUUUAAUAACAUAGAUUUGUCAAAAUUCUAUCGCCAGUGAGUCGAACAAAAAACAUUUAAGUAAACGAUUGAGAAAUUGCUUCUCUUGCAUAAUUUGCAAAUAAAAGUUGAAAUAAUUAUUUGUGUUCAUAAAGAUAAUACCAGAAAGUAUAUACUGUUAAAGUCUAUGAAAGGUAGUCCUGUUAUUAUGUAUAUUUGGUGAUACAAUCCAAUAUAAAAUAAUAUUUUAUUAAAUUAAAUAUUCACAUUUCCUUUUAAAGUAAGUAAUAAUAAAAAUUUGUUAUAAAAAUUUUGUAUCUUUACAAUAUUAAAUGCAGCUUUGUCGAGAAAAGAGAAUAAAUAACAUAAAAAAGUUGCUAUUAUACAAAUAGCAUAUUUUCUAAUAUUUAUUAGAUGGACAAGAGAUUUACUGAAUUUGCGUGAAUUUACUGGGUACGGAGGAAUAACAGCCGAGUCCUCAGGAAUGGCAACGCAUGGGGUGUAUCAUGGGCGAAACAGUAUACUCUGUUAUGUCCAUGGUACUGCUCAUGUCUAUAGGCGACGGUUACCACUUUCCAUCAGGUGGGCCGUCAGCUUGUUUGCCAUUCUAAGUUGCAUAAAUAAAAUUACAUUGGAAGAAAAGGAACCGACGUCAGUUGAAUUGUCUUUUAUUACAUUUAGUGAUGCUUUAAUUCUGUUUUUGGUUUGAUGUUUAUGUACUCCUCAAGUCCAUGAGUGGUUACUAUCACUUAUAUGCUUAUUUGUAACAUAUCUUAUUACACAGAUCUUUUUUUAGGAUUUCAUCAUGACUAUUAAUUUGUGGCUAAUGAAAUAGAUACAAA